Messenger RNA from Pocillopora damicornis (cauliflower coral), 1588 nucleotides. RefSeq lists its product as uncharacterized. Lineage: Eukaryota; Metazoa; Cnidaria; Anthozoa; Scleractinia; Pocilloporidae. Gene Ontology annotation, molecular function: protein binding. The record is from RefSeq and is a predicted model, not a curated record.
UCCGAGAACAAGCUACGUCAAAAUCACCAUCAAUAUGACUCAUUCUAGUUUUGAGUUAACGUGCGAAAACUUUGUAAAUGUUUAGAGCUGCAUCACCGCUGAGCAGUUACCGGCUUGGAAAUUCUUUGGGAAAUCUUCAACGAGGAUAUGUCAGUUUGGAAAACUAAUGACCCACAAAUCGCGAAAAUUCUACUGAAAAACGGCUGGAGGGAGUGAAAGUUACCACCUCAUGAGAGAACCGGCCUAAUUGAUAGUUCUAAUUUUACUUGUAGAUAUGGCUUACUACAAAUGGCGCGUGGAACCAUUAACUGAGCGUCAUAAUAGCGAAUGAAAAGUAGAAAAAGACAAACACAAUAAUUAAACAAGAUAGGACGACUACAGCUAUGGGCACGGGCGCUUCUAGCGUUGAAAGGCAUCAAAGUACAACAUCUAUUGUCAGCGAUGAACUCAGGGACCCAAAAAGUGUUAUGUUCAAAAGCGCUCGCGCAGGAAAUGAAAGAGACUUAACUUUGGUUUUGCAACAAGGAAUGGAUCCAAACGAAAGAGAAUCACAAUUUUCAGGCUUACGAGCAUUGCAUUUUGCUGCUCGCCACGGUCAAUCACAAUGCUUGGAAACUCUCAUAAAAUGUGGCGCAGACGUGACAGCCGAAGAUUUCUAUGGCUGGCAGGCAAUACACGAAGCCGCGCUCAACGGCCACACCGAGUGCCUUGCAUUGUUAUUAGAGGGAGGUGCAAAGGUGGACUCUGUUGCGUAUAACAACAAUGGCCCUAACACGCCCCUUCAUUACGCGGCGAGACACGGCCAUAUAGAGUGCGUGAGACUGCUUUUAAUGCACGGUGCUGAUUGGAGGAGCGUCAAUAAUUUCGGCGAGACACCGCUGCACUGCACUGCUAUGCGUGGGCACGUGGAUUGCAUGCAGACACUUGUACAAGCAGGAGCUGAUAUCAACAGUGAAACCCGCGAUGGUCUUACGCCUGCAUAUUUCAGCGCUAUAUGUGGUCAUUCAGGGUACCUUAAAGAGGUAAUACGACAAGGUACGGAUAUCAACAGGAAGUAUAAAGCACUCCAGGUAACCUUGUUACACAACGCCGCUGAGACUGGUCAAUUAAAAGUCCUCAAGGCUCUUCUGCGUAGGGGCGCUAAUACAGAAAUACACUCUGGACCACGAUCUUUAACCCCAAUGCACCUGGCAGCGCGCAUGGGCCAAGAAAAAGGAAUCAAAUUACUGAUAAAAUACGGCGCAAAUAUGGAAGCGUUAUCAGCUAAUGGAUACACAGCUCUCCAUCAUGCUUCACGCUGUGGGAAACUUGAAGUUGGAAAGGUACUGAUCGCGUGUGGCGCAAAUAUUAACGCCAUUUCAGAGGAGGCUCACGAGACACCAUUGCACAUGUGCGUUCAGAAGCAUGACAGAGAGUUUACAAAGCUUCUUAUCAAAGCUAAUGCCGAUCUAAACAUCCGGGAUAGCAGUGGGAACCGACCGAUAGACAUGAAGCACCUUAACGACGAUGUCAUCAACGUCCUCAGGGCCGCCAUGUUUGAAAAGGAGAGAGUGAGCGCAGCGACAGGGAGCUGAAUUUCAAAUUCCCA